Messenger RNA from Hippocampus comes (tiger tail seahorse), 2747 nucleotides. RefSeq names its product alkaline ceramidase 2 (gene acer2). The coding region runs from base 205 to 1038 and encodes 277 amino acids. Gene Ontology annotation, biological process: sphingosine biosynthetic process; ceramide catabolic process. The record is from RefSeq and is a predicted model, not a curated record. The transcript is spliced from 6 exons. Gene Ontology annotation, cellular component: Golgi membrane. Gene Ontology annotation, molecular function: N-acylsphingosine amidohydrolase activity. Lineage: Eukaryota; Metazoa; Chordata; Actinopteri; Syngnathiformes; Syngnathidae.
UAAUCUUUGUCAAGUCACAGUACAGGCGCAAGAUAUGAGGCAGUCUAGAAAAUCUUAGCAUCAUUUGAUGUCCUUGUGCUCGCCGUUUUGUAUGAAUUUCCUUGAGACCAAAGACGAGAUCUUACAGAUUCAUCUCGCGUUUUUGUUUUUGCGUGGCGGGACGACAACAGCAUUGUCUCUCCCUCGAGCGCAACUAGUCCAGACAUGAGUAACGUUAAUCUGAUUUUCUGGGACCACUUGCAGGCUGGGAGUUCCGAUGUGGAUUGGUGUGAAGGCAAUUACCUUAUUUACCCGGGCAUCGCUGAAUUUUACAACACGAUCAGCAACAUUUUGUUUUUUGUUUUGCCGCCCAUAUUAAUGUGCUUGUUUCGCCAAUAUGCAACACAUUUCAACAGUGGGAUUUACCUCAUUUGGACCCUCCUGGUCGUGGUGGGUAUUGGAUCAACAUACUUCCAUGCUACCCUGAGCUUCCUUGGCCAGAUGCUGGAUGAGUUGGCCAUCUUAUGGGUACUCAUGUGUGCCAUCGCCAUGUGGUUCCCCAAAAGAUACUUGCCCAGGAUGUUCAGAAGAGAUCGGUCGAGGUUCAAAGUGGUCAUCGGUAUCCUGUCAGGGAUCACGACAGGGUUGGCCUUUGUUAAACCGGUUGUAAACUCCUUGUCGCUUAUGACUCUGGGCAUUCCAUGCACCGUGCUGCUCAUCACCGAGCUUAAAAGGUGUGAAAACCCACGUGUGUUCAAGCUGGGUCUGAUCUCAGGGAUCUGGUGGGCUCUAGCUCUGCUCUGCUGGCUCAGCGACAGGAUUUUCUGUGAAAUGUGGUCAUCUGUCAACUUUCCCUAUUUACACUGUGCUUGGCACAUCCUCAUUUGUCUGGCUUCCUACUUGGGAUGUGUCUGCUUCGCCUACUUUGAUGUUGCGAGCGAGGCCCCAGAGCGAGGUCCAGUCAUUAUGUUCUGGCCCAACGAGAAAUGGGCCUUCAUUGGCGUCCCCUACGUUUCAUUCCUGUUUGUGCACAAGAAAUCAGCUAUCAAGGUGACUUAAGGUGAUCCAUGAUUGCUCAGCGGGUUGCACUUUGGCAUUUCUCACCGGGCCGUGUCCCAACAAGAUUCAUCAUCAGACCGGUGGCCUCCAUGAAGCUUUUUGGAUUGGAUCACAGAGGUGGUCGUUAUUACCAGCAGUACUUCUGCAGCACUGUCAAAAGAACAAAAUGUGCCACAAGCAAUGUGACUUGGGGACAUUCCCGGUGGCUUAUUAUGAUGUCAGUGUUUUAAAUGUGCCACGAAGCUUGACCAGAGGAGCAUGUGAUAUGUUAUUGAAGUAUUAUGCAUUUUCUGCUUUAUUAAAUGUUUUGCACAUGGUAUGUAUGAUAAGUCAGAAACCCUCAAUGUAAAGUAUUAGAUUGCCUUGACAACCUCCUGCAUCUAAUAGGUGCCCCGCUGGCUGUUAUGAAACCAGCAUUUCAGACAAUAAUGUACUGGAUACAACAACUGUGAUAAUUGCAUCAUACAAAACCAGCUGCUCAGAGUUCGGUGCAACUCUUCCAAUGAUGUCUUUAAUACCAGCAUGAUAAUGUGCUUGACUGGAAACAUACUCCUCUUCUAAAAUAAACAAUGAUGUCUUUGUAUAUUAACGAAUGAAGAGCCAUACAACCAAAAAGUCAAAAAGUGAAGGUUGACAUCAAAAUGGUUCACAUUUAGUAAUGGACAAACAGCAAAUCACUCUCACAACAUUUCAGGUCAAGUAUAGCUAUUUCAUUUCAAUUAAGCAGUAAGUGUCUUUCAAAUGGUCUGUUGCUGUUUCACAUUGUAUUUGAUGGAAGUGUUUUGUAUUUAACAUGUCCUAUUCUUUGACGUUUGUUUAUUCUGUUCAGACACAAAAUGUUAUACUAUAAGCUUCGAAAAUGUUUGAGAAUUAUGCGCAAAGCCUAAAUCAAACUGGAUAAUGUGUUGCAGAAGAAAAUGAAAGUGCAAAGCACUCCUGUAAACAUGGUACAGUAUAUACUGUGUGCUAUGUAGGCUGUGGGUAUUUGUUUCCACUUAAGGGAAGCAGAGUUGGCAAAUUUCUCUCAGGCACCAACUGAUUUAGUUAUUAAAUUACAGUUCAUAAAAUGAUUGGGCAGGUUUUUUACGUCCAACUUGAAUGUUUUUUUUUUUUAACCAAAAAUAAGAUGUAAGAAAUUUGAAAAGGGAAACAUAGGUGCUAAAAAGGUUUUAAAUAAGAAAAAAGCACCUCAAAUGAUUGUAUUUCAUGUAAGAAAAUGGCCUCAACAUUGCUGACAUGUACACAUGAAGGGUCAUUUGAAUUGCCACAGAAACUGUCAUCUUGAUAAUACACAGUGAUGUUUCAACUCCAAAAUAUGACAUAUGAAUGGUUUUGUUAUUGUAUAAGUACAUUUGUAUUGCCAAAUACAACUAUAUUUUUGCCGUAUCCUCCAGAUAUACACUACUGCCAAUGUGAGCAAUGUCUCAUCGUGGAUCUGAAGAAUACAUGAUUAUAUAGUUUUGAAUGAAUUGCAGUGCACAUUGUGAAGAAGAUAAUUUAAGUAAUAUUGGAGAGCUUUUUUUCUCAUUAUCGCGACACAGUAAGUUGUGUAAUUUGACAUGAACUUUUGUGUAUGUUGUUUUUUUUCUCUUCUUCAGACCGCAGCACAGAUUUAUUUAUUUUCAUAAUUUAUCCUGUUUUGUAAACAAACAUUUGUAAUAGAUUAUAAUAUUGGUACUUUAUUUUAUCCAAUAAAUGGAGUCAAUGAC